Molecule: messenger RNA, 1034 nt
Organism: Theobroma umbraticum
Lineage: Eukaryota; Viridiplantae; Streptophyta; Magnoliopsida; Malvales; Malvaceae
Cellular component (GO): mitochondrion
Molecular function (GO): structural constituent of ribosome
Source: RefSeq, a predicted model, not a curated record
CUUCUUUCUUGAUCCCGUUUCCCACCGCAGUUAUCGUAUUAUUUCAGAGUAGAGAAACAAAAGCAAAACCAAGCAUGGCAACGACACUCGCAAACAGAGCUGCUGCGAAUCAAAACAUUGGGCUAUCGAGACUCGUGUCCAACUUCUUGAGAAACCUCUCCACUGCCAGUUCUACUCAAAACCCUGGCGCCUCCUCCUCCUCUUCAGCUUCCAAAAAACCCAAGCGGAAAAAGAAGAAGAACCUGUUUGAGGUAGCUCAGAUCUUACCCAACUGGGGACUUGGUUACCACAUGGCCAAAACUCAUUGGACUGAUGUUUCUUAUCAGAUCACUAAGAUCAAUCUUUACAAGGAUGGAAGGCAUGGCAAGGCAUGGGGAGUUGCUCACAAAGACGGCUUGCCAGCUGCAGAUGCUCCCAAGAAAAUAAGUGGAGUUCACAAGCGCUGUUGGAGAUACCUUCCACAUUUGUCAAAACCAGGAAAAAUGACUCCAAACUUGAUAAAACCAACAGAAAAUGCCCCAAAGCCUGAAGCCCAAGUAGCUUGAUGCAUUGCCUCAAAUUCUGGAUGCUAGUAACCUGCUAUUGUAUUGUCAUUGGCUGAUUCUUUUGCACUCAAGAGGCAGAGUUAAUCUUCGGAUAUGGUAGUGGUUCAAAAUUCAUUUCAAGAUGCAUGUGAACUUUCAUAUGCUAUCAACUUUGCGCUUUGGAACUGCUCAAUUUUUACUGGUUCAAAUGGGAAAUCUGUAGUCAGAACUAAAAGUUUUGUGAAAGAGUUAAUUUCAUUUAAACAUUUUUUUUGUUUGGAGUGGCAUUUUGGUUAGUUGUAUCUCUGAUGCUUCUGCAUAUCUUUCAUUUGGUUUUGACGACUAUUGACAAACUAAACCGUGGACUGUCCAGUGGAUGAGUUAGCACAGCCAAUGACAGUUUUCAUUUGAUUCCUCUUAGCUUAGUUGUUUCUUCGAAGUACCUGUACAUAUGGAAUGUGAGCAAUGUGAUUAUUGGGCAAGUACAGUGAAUGAUGUUUCUGCUUGUAA